Molecule: messenger RNA, 10344 nt
Organism: Acipenser ruthenus (sterlet)
Lineage: Eukaryota; Metazoa; Chordata; Actinopteri; Acipenseriformes; Acipenseridae
Product: tubulin polyglutamylase TTLL11-like
Exons: 9
Coding region: 511-2754 (747 amino acids)
Biological process (GO): microtubule cytoskeleton organization; protein polyglutamylation
Cellular component (GO): cilium
Molecular function (GO): tubulin binding; tubulin-glutamic acid ligase activity
Source: RefSeq, a predicted model, not a curated record
CAAUUCUGUGCCUUCGGGGCUUCCGUAAGGUUGCGUUGUCAACGGUAUCAAAACAAUGCUUUCUGAAACAGGAGAUUUGACAGGGUGCGGACAAGAGCUAAUCCCGAACAGCUGAAUGUGUUUCUAUAAAUAAAGUUAACAGUUAUUAUAUUUUAAAGCAAGCAAUUGGUAUUUGCAAAUAAAUACGUAUUUAAAUAAGCAAACAGCCUGAUACUGUAGUGAAAAAACAGCAGCGUAGCUGUCGUAGUAGUCGCAAUUGUAAAUAUGAGUUAUUUAGAUCGUGUUAUUGUUAAAUGCAAAAAAACAACGCUAUAGUAUUGAUUUGGAGCAAAAUAGCAAGUUUGUGACUAAAAAAAAUGCAUAACGUAACAAUGAAAGACAAUUGCAAGUAGUUGAGUGAUGUCUAGGGACAACUUUGUGGUGCGUGUUUAGUUAAGAUUAUGUUUGUCCAAAAUAUUUCAAUAAGAAGAACUGUACGGUAUUUAGAGACAUCAUUUGUUUUUUUUAAGAAUGAGUGACCAUUAUGUGAAAGUCAAAGUACAGCUGGAAGAAAUACAAUUCCCCGGCGAAGAAACCGAAAAGGAUGUAGAAGUUGUGGCAGGACUGGAGCUGUCUGUGUCAUCAUCGUCAUCAUCAUCAUCAUCAGCACCAGCAGCAGCAACAUCUGUCGCCCAGGACGGAAAAAGCAGAAAUGAUAGCGGCAGGAAGCCUAUUAGCAAGACCAGGAGCAAAAGCAGGGGCAAACCGUUGGAUCCUGGGCGGAGAAGUAGAAGUAAAUCUGCGAAAGACGGCACGCAGGGUGUAGCGUCUGUGAAUCUGCAAGAAAAGAUGGAGAACACAGCUUGCACUGCCGAGCGGCUACAGAAUCCGAGCAGCAACGAGGCUGCGUUGGAAAUUAAAGGGAGCGGGAAGGUUUUGCAAGGGAAAGCCGAGCAAAGCAAAGGCCAACACGGGAAAGAAGAUGGGACUCAAGUACAGAGAAAGAAGAGGUCGGUCACCGUGGACAGCUCCAAAGCGAAGACGUCGCUGGAAGCGUUAAAGACAAGCAUCAAACAGCUAAAGUGGAAAGAGUUUCCCGCGGGCCGUCGCCUGCCUUGUGACAUUUAUUGGCAUGGAGUGUCAUUUCAUGACAAUGAAAAUAUCUUCUCAGGUCAAGUCAACAAGUUCCCAGGUAUGAUGGAGAUGGUGCGUAAAAUAAAUCUGAGUCGAGCAGUGCGUACGAUGCAUGAGCUCUUUCCUGAAGAAUACAAUUUCUACCCCCGUUCCUGGAUCCUGCCAGAAGAAUUCCAGCUUUUUGCAGCUGAGGUACGCAUGGCGAAAGAGAAUGACUCCUCCUGGAAGCCUACUUUCAUUGUUAAACCUGACGGGGGAUCCCAGGGAGAUGGAAUCUACCUCAUUAAAGAUCCCAAUGAUUUCCGAAUGUUGGGAAGUGCCCACAACAAGCCUGCAGUAAUCCAGGAGUACAUCAUAAAGCCUCUGCUCAUAGACAAGCUCAAGUUUGACAUCCGACUGUACGUCUUGGUGAAGUCCCUGGAGCCUCUGGAGAUCUAUAUAGCCAAAGAGGGACUUUCUCGGUUUUGCACAGAGCCCUAUCAGGAGCCUAGCCAAAAAAAUCUGCACCACGUUUUUAUGCACUUAACAAACUACUCUCUGAACAUCCAUAGCGGUAACUUCAUUCACUCUGACAGCAUGAACACAGGGAGUAAGAGAACUUUCUCCAGUAUUCUGUACAGGCUGUCUUCCAAAGGCAUUGACAUCAAGAAGGUGUGGUCAGACAUUAUUUCCCUGGUUAUCAAAACUGUUAUAGCACUGGCACCAGAGCUAAAAGUCUAUUAUCAGGCUGAUAUCCCAACUGGAAAGCCAGGACCAACAUGCUUCCAGAUAUUAGGGUUUGACAUCCUCUUAAUGAAGAACUUGAAGCCUGUAUUACUGGAAGUCAAUGCCAAUCCAAGCAUGAGAAUUGAACAUGAGCAAGAGGUUGCUCCAGGAGUGUUUGAGUAUGUCCCUAGUGCAGUUGAUGAAGAAGUGAAGGUGGGGGUCAUCAGAGACACCCUUCGACUGGUGGACCCAGCCCCUAGGAAAGCCACAAACAAUCAGUUACAUUUGGCCGGGAUUGCAUCAGAAAUGCAAGAAGACAUAUCGGAUGCUGGGUCCUCGGACAAGUCAGAGCAGGACAGUGGAGUGAAGGAGAACAAUCUGCCCUCCCUCUGUUUGAAGCAAGUGUUCCCAAAGUAUGCCAAGCAGUUCAACUACCUGCGCGUCAUUGAUCGGAUUGCAGAGCUGUUCGUGAGGUUCCUUGGAGUGAAAGGGACAAUGAGGCUUGGCCCUACUGGAUUUCGCACUUUCAUAAGGAACUGUAAGCUUUGUAACAGCAACCUGUCCAUGGCAUCUGUGGAUAUUCUGUAUAUUGACAUCACAAGGAGAUGGAACGGCAUGGGAGCAGAGCAACGGGAAUCUGGGAUGUGCUUGCAGGCCUUUGUGGAAGCCUUCUUCUACCUGGCCCAGCGGAGAUUCAAGUCCCUCCCUCUUCACGAGCAAGUGACAGCACUGGCUGAUCUGUGCGGAGCAGCAAAGCGGAGGGCAGCGUUAGCCGCCUGCCAGCCCGAAGGAAUUCAUUCAGUGCCGACUGCCCCAGCACCGCCUCAUCAUUUCAACUGCCCAGCAGCGGCCAGCAAAUCUGCAGAUUACAGGUUUCAUCGACCCGUACUGCCCACUAUCAAAGGAAACUGCAUAGAAAACUCUGCCGUUAACUGAUCUAGGUUCAGACCUAGACGCCAGCAACAGCUGAAACAGGGUCUCCCAUUAAGGCUGCUGUUGACACUCAUUGGCUGGGUUUUACAAUGAAUUCAUACUGGCAUCAGCAAUGGAUUGCGGCUAGGAUCAGCAGAAGCUGAUCAAGGAAUUGGUGGAUUUUUCUUUUUACUUUUUUUUUUUGUUACACACUGUUAUUUAUCUAUUGAAUUUCCAAAAUCCACACAAAAUGCAAGCUACAGCAUAUAUAUAUAUAUAUAUAUAUAUAUAUAUAUAUAUAUAUAUAUAUAUACUAUAUAUCCCAUGCCACGUGUGGAUAUGCAAUACUUUGAAGUCUUAUUUAUAUUAGAUGUGUAUUUCUUAAUGCCACAGUAGUCUGGAAUAUAUUUAAUAAUGAGAUUUAAGAAGUGUUUGGGGUGUUUGAGGUCUUGGUUCAGCUCAAGGCAGAUGCAACUGUAACUCAGAGUUUACUGUGUGUUAUGUUAUCGGUCUUCCAGAUGAUUUUGUCACUUUGGAAACUGACUAUGAAGGCACUGCAGUCUGUUCCACAUGGUAACACAUCCAACCCAUCCCCUCUCUUCCUUUUGUUAGGGUGUCAAGCUUCCUUUUUUUUCUGAAUUCGUUAUGAGAAACAAGAUGUUAAAUUGUCAGUUUGCUGUUAAUUAUGGUUAUAUAAAUAGCUUGCACGGCAUUUUAACAGGACUUAAAAAGGAAUCACUAUCACAUAAUGGUGCCUGCAUCUCAGUGAAGUGGUUCAUUUUAAAUCUUGCAUUCUAAUAUUUUAUUAAACUUGUCUUCAACACUAGCGACAUUAACCAUUAAUCACUGGUUGCUGCAGUAUCAUUUUGGGUCAUGUUAUGUAUUAACCGGGAACAAUUACAUGUUACACAUGUAAUAACUGUUAAUACGGAUUGUGCAUCGUUAUGAUUGAUUGAGGUGAGGGUUACAGUAAUACAAUUAAUGAAUACAGUGGCAGUUAUUCCUUGAUUUUAAUAUAAACCUUUACCUAAUUCAAACGAUGCUUUUGUUACAGUGUAUUCUGCAUACCCAUCCAUUAUAAAAGAGGUGCAAAGGAAAAUGAUGCCUAAGCAUGUGGUUGUUUAUAAAAAUAAAAAUAUACUCUAUAUGUAAGAAGUGAUAAUGCAGCUGUAUACAGUAGCUUUCACCAGGAACAUUCUAUAUAGAAACGAAUAGAACACAAGCCACUUGCUUCCCUUGCCUUCCCAUAACAUUCCUUAUAAAGGUAUUGCAGACAAAAUGACACAUCGGAUGUACUUUCACUGGCCUUCCGUCACAAGAUAACCUGUUUGCUUACUUUGUUUUGCAGACAGGAGCAUUCACUGCAAAAAACGAUAUAUCAUCAUAUAAAAGCAUAAAUAACAUACAUUCAGAUAAUCUGGUACUUUUAUUGGACUUUACCACUGCCUUGCAGAUACAAGGCAUUCAGUCUGUUUAAUUGUUCUACUAUGAUACUACCAGAUCUGGUUAGGAUACCUGAUUUGUGCACUGUCCAGUACAGUCAGUAUCGUCAUGAACUGUAUUCUCAUAAUACAUGUUUUCUUACCUGAAGAGUUUGAUUUCAGCCUUAUUUGUUAUAUGAAUUGAAUGGCAUUUUGUAUUCGGUACAGAAGCACAGUAGUACAGACAUCUGAAGUACUGCUUAGCAUUAUUAACUUCCAAAAAAACUGUCUGUCUGUAUGGCAUUCAUAAAUCGAUCUAGUUUUCCUGGUCAUGGUAAAUUAAGCAGUGGACUUGUAUGCCCUGAGUGCCACAUGGUUCACAAAACUAAUAGCCACUGUUGUCAACCCUACUGCUGGUGGAGGCAGCGAGCAGAAGACUGAUGAACACCUGAGACACAAAGGCUCUGCCUGAGUUACUGUCACACGUCAAAACAGCUGAACUUGUGGGUGUUGCUUUCCCCUUUUGUCAAUAUAAUGUGUUCUGGGACGUUCUCCCACUGAAAAAUGUUAGCUUUGUGGUCUGUAGCGUGUUGUACUUUUUCAUACAAUUGGCAACGUGUCUUCAGCCAACAGCUAGCAGUUUCUGUCAUGUUUUGAUUAAUCCUCACUCAGGCAGUCCUGUGGGAAUGUAUCUCUGAUUUGCAGGCUGUAGAUUGGGGUCCCUUGAUUCCAUUCCUCUUUUUGUUCUUUUUAUAUAAGUUCUUCGUUUCUUCAAAUACCCCUGGUGCUUCAACACUCUAAGCUGCUGCACUGCUGAGCUGCCAUGCCAGAGAAAACAUAUUACACUCUCCAGAAAAUGACAAUCAGGCUGUCCAGAUUCUUUGACAAUCAAGCUGUCCAGAUUCUUUUUCAUCCUCCACCUCCACCAAGACAUGUAGUUUGAAUCAUUCGCUUAUGGCUGAAUGCUGGUGGAUUGAUUUAAGUUUUUAUUUGUUUUUGUUUUUAUUUUAUUUUACUCUGUAAAUGAAACCUGUUAAAAGGCAAUGUUUACAUUCUCUGUAAUAAAAUUACUGUGCAGUAUUUUCCCAUCGGGUGGCACCGACUGCUAUGUACAGUAAAAAGUAUUUUUGGUAUCAAAGGUAAACUAUAACACCAUAAAAGGUGACAUUAGUUGCAAUGGGUCAAUUUCAACAAACUAAAAGGAGCAUAGUUUGCUGUCAAUACUAGUACUUUCUUUAUUUGUUGGUUGGGGAAAAAAAUAUGAAAAGCCAAACUUUCCAGGUUUCUAAAAUAGCAAAUUAGGGGCAUGCAUUCCACGGCAAAAUAAACAAUCCUCUCCCUGGCAUUCAAAUGAGAAACAAGAUUUCACCAUUUAAAUUGUUUGACUAGUGUUUUUAUUAUUUAUUUAUUUAUUUUUACCAUGACUCCUAAUGUGAUUUUGUGGAUGGUACCUAGUGCCAUUGGCAGUCAAAUAUGAAUCUACAGUUUCUUUGAAUUCUAAUUUAGGACGCAGUGCCACUUGGUGGUCAUGUGUUGUAACUACGGCAAGGAUCCUAACAGCAUCACACACUCCAUUUAAAAUUUAAACAUCUGUGGAACCUUAGUGGCAGAAUGUGUGCUGAUUAAGGUGGCUAGGGGCUGUGUCAGGGUUAACAUUAAAAGUGUAUUAUCAGUUUUACCCGAGGAACUUAAAUUACAUUUGUAAACCUCACAAAAAAAACAAUAAUAUAACCUUUAAGAAAAAUGUCUAGGUUUGUUUAAUGAUCAGUGCAGUAUUUUAUACUCACCAGGUGUUCUAUCUUCUUAUUCUGUCUUUUUUUAGGUCAUGAUAUUAUUAGAUUUUUCAAGUAGGACAGAGAAGGCCUGUGGACAUACUGUACAUCGUAAUAAAAAAAACUGUUUUAGCAGCUGACAAGCUAGCUGAGCCUUAGUGCAGCCAAGCUGGGAACAAGAACAACUGUAAAUCAUCAAGUUUCAGACAAGUAACUUAAUUGCAUUGAACUUACAUUAGUUCAGAGAAUGGAGUAAUCAAAUCAAAGUUUUUUUUUUUUUGUUUUUUUUUUUUGUUUUUUUAAGUUUAACCUUUUACCUUUUUUGAAAUUGUGGACAAAUCUCUUAAUAAAACGAUGGAAAUGGCAUUUUGUGAUUUACUUCGGCUACACAACUUAAGUAAAACCAAUACAUCAUUCAAGUUGAAAUAGCAAAGAACUUUCAUUUCAGAAUCCUAGAAUUGCUCACAGAAGGAUUUUUCACGGGCUGCAGAUUGACUUGGAGGUUGAGACAGCACCACUGACAACGCUGUUAGAGAUACUUGCAUCUGGAUAUCAAUGACAUCCGUCAAAAGAGAAGACGUCAAAUCUGUGCAGGCCUGAGUAAUACCAAGGCAUUGAAAAUGAAAGUCAAAUAGAUAUUUUCUGCAGCUAAUUAGAACCCUGAAGGAAUACUGAUUCUUACUUUCUGACUAUCAUCAUCUUCUUUCCGCGUGACAUACUCAUAUUGCUAAAUAUCCAUUUUUUUUCCACUUCACUGAUUCCUGCAAAACAAUGGUCCUUAAAUAACAUACCAAGAGCCUGAAAUUUAUGCAGACUUAGCUCCCCAGCUGCACUGCAUAACAAGCAAUCCCAAGAUUAAAUCAAUGUUCAUCUGCAAUAUUAACUCUUUGGUACUUGAAACUUUCUCUGCUCUUUGGGAUUUUAAUUAAAUAUCAGGAUCGUGACUACUUGUCUGGAGUGUGGGUGAUUAGUGAUUAUUUGGUCCCUGGUCCUGCCUCUUGAGGGGAGAAGGAAGCCCCCAGCCUCUGGCGAUGCCAGGUCAGCAGAACCGCUAUAAAGCCAUGCCCCCCCCCACCCCCAAUACCGGGCACUGCCUGCAAUAAAGUGGGGUUGGGGAGGUAGGGGAUACGGUUGCAACUGUGAUUGCAUCAGCAACAGCCAGGUGAGUUUACCUGAGGUAACAUACUGGGGAGUGAUUGAAGGAGGAAGCAAACACUCAUAAUCCCUCCCCCGAAUCUCAGCCUAGGCGUCUAAAGAAAUUACAACAGCGAGCUAGGAAACAAGCCGUUUGUCUCUUUUCACCCACAUGGACCAGGCUCCUGAAUUCUGGAAGCAGUGUCCAGUCUGGGUUUGUUGGCAUCUGACCUGUAGGGGUCGCUGAAGAGUAAUGAGGCUCCUUUUCCCAUGUUGUUUUUUUAAUCCCUAACCCUGCGUGGAUGUGAAAGCCAAUGCAGUUUAUAGCCGAGAUUGGCAUUUUUCGAGGCUAGUGGAAUUUGAAGUAGUUAAUGACAGAAUUUUGAUCAAGCUGAUCCAUUAAUGCUUUUACUAUUAUAUCUAAGUGAUGUGGAGAGUACUGAUUCUAUCCAACACUGCGCUUGGACCUUGUAAGGGUGGUGCGGUUACAAGGCGGUUAGUUGUAAGUAUACAGCUGUGGCCACCAGUUUUGCAUCACCCUAUAGAAUUAACCAAUUUUGCUUCAUAAAGUGGAAUGAAACCUGCUGAAUAAUGUUACGUUAACAUAUUGAAUUACAUACCGGUGGACCACCGCUUUCUGACUGUGACUGAAGUGAUCUUAAUUAUGACUGGUCUAUUAAAUCAGACCACUUCAAUGCUCAUGAUUUAACAACAAACUCAACCCCAAUUUGAUUUCAAUGUAUAACAUUAAAUAAAAAUAAAAAUCGCCCAACCAGCCUGGAAAGUUAUAGCAUGCCAUUUUAUUAUUUUUACGACUCGCUUAUUACUUCUUGUUUGCCUGGAGGUGGUAUUAGGUUCAUAGUUUAUGUAGCACUUAAUCAGUGUGAGUUACUUUCUUUCAAGUACAGGCCUCAAUUCAAUGGGAGCUAUUAAAUGGACUGUUUCUAUUUGUUUUACUGAUAGCUCUAAUAAAUAUGUUUGUAACAAACUCCCACCCCGGCUGUAAAUAUAAAAUGAGAGCUAUCCGUGUCAUGAAUAAGUAGAUGACCAUGUAAAAACUGGACAGACAGAUGGACAUCCAUAUACAGUACCCCAGCUUCUUAUAGUCUCAAUAACUAGUGGUAAAGAAUGCUGUAACUAAGUUUUAUCACCACUUUUAAGAGGCUUCUCUAGAUAUACAGUAAGUGUGGCAUACAGUACAUAGGUGUGGUACUGAAAGACAGAAGGACUUCUCAGAUUCUGAUUCAUAUCUUGUGCUAAAGUUUCAUCAUAAUUGUACAAGUGCUUCCCCAUGCAAAACUGGAAAGCGUGGCAUAGGGACAUCUCCAAAUCCUGGUGCUGGGAGAUAAGGUGUAUGAAGGCAGCGAUUGAUGGCACUGUAUGCAGUUCAGGUUUCCAUGUACUGGAAUUUGACUGUGGGCUUCUUUCCUUCUCAUUUGUUGUACAGUGUUGGCUUCUUUGUGCCUCUGCUCUGAAAAGCUGAUUCAGCGCAGAGCUGUGAAACCUAUUGCAUUUGUUAAGAAUGAUAUGCAAACCACACGUCUCAAAGCUUACAUCCGUGGGAUGGCACUGCAUUAACGUUGGUAGAAUCCUGCAGACUUGCAGGGUUCUGUUGCUCUGCGGUAAUACACAGUAUUGUAGAGUAAAACGUUUUUCCAUUAUUUAUACACUGUGUGAAGCACGAAAGUGGGUAUUGACCAAAGCUCUGGUGUUAUGGCUACCGCUUGUGCUGAUCAGCCUUGCCCAGCAGGGGUCUUACUGGCCUUGGGUGAAAGUCAGCUUGUAUCUUCCAGAGCACCCUGUGCUACAUGAGAUGACAAUUCCAUCUAAUAUGAAGAUGUUGCAGCUGGCUGACAUUCAUAUUUAUAGAUACUAUAUGACAGUACCAAAUUGGUAUUCAUUGGUCUUAACAGAACUACUGUAAUAUAAAUAAAAUAUUACCACUUUCCCAGACACACACCAUAGAUUCCCCCUUCCUUUUUUAAAAUCUCUGACAGCACCCCGAGUUUUUUUCCACUUCGCCAUGUGAUUUCCAGUACCCAUUACAAUUUAUAUGCACAUCUACUAGUGCUCUGAGCUAUGUCUCUCACACAAUGCUUUGAUGUGUGUUUUGAAGAUUCCCUUACCCUUCCUUUGAUCCAUUAACGCACGCAACCUUUCAAAUUUGCUUCACCCUACUGUAUAUUCUAGGGGAGCACGCUAGUUUUUUAAAUGUACUUUAUAUAUAUAUAUAUAUAAUUUUUUUUUUAAAAUUGGAAUUAUACAAUCAUUUAGCAAUCCCAGAAUAUUGUUCGGUGACUUGUUAUAUCGUAGAACUCUUAAUAGAGUAUCCUUAGUAAGUUAGAUGGCAUUCUCUGUUUUCCUUCACAUCUGUACUAAAGUCUCAUCUUUGGUAAGCAGUAAGCCAGGCAGUUUAUUUUUUAGCAUGUUAGCUUAAGGUAUCUCCAGUUAUUAUACUAUUAUAGGCUCCAACGCAUGUCAGAAGCACGGCCAUAUUGCCUUAAUUAUUAUGCAUAUCCUGUAUCACUCAGUGCACGGAGUCUAAAACAUACGUGUUAUUUUACAAUAAAGGUCUAUAUACAUUACAGAAAUGAUUGUUUUGCACUGAAAGGCAUCAUGAAAAAUACUGUGUUAUAGUAAAUACGUAACCUGUUCACUUUACAGAAUAAUUAUUAUCUGCCAUAUGUAUUGAAUUUGGGAAAUGAACCAUUGUGCUCUGUAAGGGCAACCACUUAGAGGAGAAUGAUUAGUGUCAUCGGAGUUCUUUAUGAUCUGUUUUAUGAAAUGUGCUAUGAAUCCUUCAGCCUUUCAAUAAAGGCUUCUCAGAUUUCUUUAAACCGUGUUUUUAAUGUGUGAGCUUCAGUUCUAUUAAAUAUACGCAAGCGGCAUGUCUUCGAUCAUGAGAAUGAUCAAAGCAAUACGCUGUCGCAGCAUGUCUGCAAGCAGAAUUGCAAAGUGUUGGAUGAGCCGCACAGAGGCGUUGGCACACAAUAACUCAAAAGCCCUGUCUUUUACAGUGCGUUAGGAGAAGUUACAAGAACAGCUAUCAUGUACGAAAUACGGUAAUAUGUAAAAAAUUCAACAUUUGCCCACCAGGUAGCACUGUGUGCUAUGCAGAAAUACCCCAACAUGUUAAAGGUGAAGUGCCCCAUACAGUUUUCUUUAUUUUUUCCACUUAAGAACCGUAUACACCCAUGUGGAUAGCAUAACCUGUAAAACUGCAUUUAAAAUUAAGGCAAUUACCGCAGGUAUAUUUUGUGUAAACCUGAACACGAUUACAGGACACU